Lindgomyces ingoldianus is the source of this 1432-nucleotide messenger RNA. RefSeq lists its product as uncharacterized. The coding region runs from base 1 to 1335 and encodes 444 amino acids. Gene Ontology annotation, molecular function: 5'-tyrosyl-DNA phosphodiesterase activity; single-stranded DNA binding. Gene Ontology annotation, biological process: double-strand break repair. Gene Ontology annotation, cellular component: cytoplasm; PML body. The record is from RefSeq and is a predicted model, not a curated record. NCBI's taxonomy places the organism in Eukaryota, Fungi, Ascomycota, Dothideomycetes, Pleosporales, Lindgomycetaceae. The transcript has 6 exons.
AUGGCGCUUACGUGCGACGGGUAUAUAUACUAUUCUGCACCCGAAAAUCAACUGUUAGGUGAUUAUUCGUACCUUUUGGUUGUAUUGGCGGAGUGGUGCGGAGCCCCGCUCAUGCCCACAAUGACACAAAGUCCUAUUUGGCAAGGUACCUCGGGAUUCCGGGAACUGAAGAUACAAACCAUCGCGCGGACGAGACGAACAAUGGCGACCGCAACACCAAAACGCUCGCCCAUCUUCGAGGCGCUGGCAGCGAAACUCUCCUCUGGCCCAGCCCAGAAACUCGAAGAUGCAUUCUACAACCCCCGGCCGCAAUCUUAUUGGUACCACGACGGUACAACAUGGGUCGAAGCAACAUCAUCCCCACCUCCCACAAUAACCUCCUCUUUCAACCCCACAAAAAUCCGCCUCAUAUCAUGGAAUAUCGACAUCCUAGUCCCUUUCAGUGUGGAGCGCAUGUCCGCCGCUCUAAAUUACCUCUCAUCCCUCGUUUCCCAGACCCCGGCCUCUACCCCCAUUGUAAUCUACCUCCAGGAAAUGGGACAAUCAGAUCUAAGCCAGAUACGCGAUACGCGCUGGGUACAGGAGAAGUUCUAUAUAACCGAGUACGACGAGCGUAAUUGGUUGAGUCCGUUGUGCGGCACGACCAUGCUGGUGGAUCGGCGGUUGAGGGUUCAGAAUGUGUUUCGUGUGCCUUGGAUUAGCAAGUUUGAGCGGGAUGGACUAUUUGUUGACAUUGGUCUCAUCCCACUUUCUCCCUCCGGCUCCCCCUCCGCCAGCGCUGGGGAAGAAACCCCCAAGCCGAAUGCCCUCAGGUUAUGCAACUGCCACCUCGAAUCCCUAAUCGCUGACCCUCCAAUCCGCCCGCUCCAACUCUCGGCCGCGGCAACCUAUCUCCGUGAAGACGGUAUCAGCGCUGCACUACUAGCCGGUGACCUUAACGCCAUCCAACCCUUCGACCACACACUACAUUCCUCCAAUGGGCUCAAAGACGCGUAUCUCGAGCUCGGCGGCGUGGAAGACAGCGACGACGGGUAUACCUGGGGUUAUCAAAUUCCCGAAUAUCUGAAAGGUAAAUUCGGUUGUAGUCGAAUGGACAAGAUUUUAUUCCGUGGAGAGGUUAAAGCGGAGACGUUUGAGCGGAUUGGAAUGGGCGUAAUGGUGGCUGAGGAGAAGAGGGAGGAAGUUAGGGAGGCGGGGGAGCUGGAGUGGGUUACCGAUCAUUAUGGGGUCAUGGGGGAUUUUUCACUUGAGGAGUGGAGGUUGUUGGGUGUGGGUGCGGGUCGAAACUUUCGUGAGACGGAUAUGUUGCGCCCCGUUAUUCUAGCAAGGCACUGAAUUGAUUCAAUCUAACCGAAUCAUAGUCAAUAAUCUCGGAUAACAAACUAUUGCAGUGUUGAUAGGCAUAAUUGAUACCAAGUUAGAUACUACACAU